CCGCUGCCGCAGUGAUCACGUCGUCGGAGAUUUCCAUCGGGGCUCAGGGGGCGGGCCCAUGGUGCGGAGCGCGAUCUGGGGCGGGGCGAGUGGGAGGAGUGAAAGUUGGAGCGCAACAAAACCCUCCACAUCUCUCUGAGCAGCAAGAUCUGCGCUGCGACCUCAACACAGGUGGUCGUGCCAGGUACCGCCGAGAUGUUACCCAAAGUUCUCCUGAUGCUCCUCAACAUAUUCCUGGCCCUCCAGUGGAGGGUUGGACCUCACAUUAAACUGGAGAAUAAACCACCUGCCCAAGAUAAUGUAGUCUUCGGCCCUCAGCCUCAGCCUGUGUCUAAACCUGUGCUUCAGCCUGAAUCCCCUGCUUAUGAUGUCGUAGUCUUCGGCCCUCAGCCACAGCCACACCCCAAAUCCCCUGGCCAUGAUGAUGAUGUAGUCUUUAGCUCCCAGCCUCAGCCUCUGCCUCAGCCCCAGCCAGAGCCAGAGCCCCAGCCUCAGCCCCAGCCUCAGCCACAACCUCAGCCUCAGCCCCUGGCUGGGCGCCAGCCUCUGCCCUAUCCCCUGCCUUGGCCAGUGCCUCAGCCCCAGCCUGACCCAGAACCUCAGCCCCAGCCUCAGCCUGAACCCCAGCCCCAGCCUGAACCCCAGCCUGAGCCCCAGCCUCAGCCCCUGCCUUGGCCCCUGCCUGAGCCCCAGCCUGAGCCCCAGCCCCAGCCUCACCCUGAGCCCCAGCCUCAGCUCCACCCUGAGCCCCAGAUCCCAGCCCAGAUUCAGGCUGGGCGCCAACCCCGACCCAGGCCCCAGCCUGAGCCCCAGCCUCAGCCUGCGCCCCAGGAGCCGCAGCCGGAGCCGCAGCCGGAGCCGCAGCCGGAGCCGCAGCCGGAGUUGGAACCCCAUCCGGAGUCAGAACCCCAGCCCCAACAGGAGCCUCAUCCUGGUGGAAAGAAGCUUACAGAAAAAGAAACAGAACUCACGGUUGAUUGCACAACUGAGCACUCAGAAGAGAACCUGACAAGAGCUUCUCAAAUCCUUAGCACCAUCCUGAAUAACUAUGACCAUAAACUGCGCCCUGGCAUUGGAGAAAAGCCCACUGUGGUCACUGUUGAAGUCUUUGUCAAUAGCCUCGGGCCUAUUUCCACCCUGGACAUGGAAUAUUCCACUGACAUCAUCUUCUACCAGACCUGGUAUGAUGAGCGUCUUCAUUACAAUGACACCUUUGAGACCCUUGUUCUACAUGGCAACGUGGUGAGCCAGUUGUGGAUCCCAGAUACCUUUUUUAGGAAUUCUAAGAGGACUCAUGAAUAUGAUAUCACCAUACCCAACCAGAUGGCUCUCAUCCACAAGGAUGGAAAGGUGUUGUACUCAGUUAGGAUGACCAUUGAUGCGAGAUGUUCACUCCACAUGCUCAAAUUUCCAAUGGAUUCUCACUCUUGUCCUCUGUCUUUCUCUAGCUUUUCCUAUGAUGCACAUGAGAUGAUCUACAAGUUGGAGAAUUUCAUGCUCAAAAUCGAUGAGAAGAACACUUGGAAGCUAUUCGAGUUUGAUUUUAUGGGAGUGACCAACAAAACUGAAAUCAUCUCAACCCCAGUUGGUGACUUUAUGGUCAUGACUUUCUUCUUCAAUGUGAGCAGGCGGUUUGGCUUCCUUGUUUUUCAAAACUAUAUCCCUUCUUCUGUGACCACAAUGCUCUCCUGGGUCUCCUUCUGGAUCAAGAUAGAGGCAGCUGCAGCCAGGGCCUCUGUAGCUUUGGACUACUAUAUUGCCAUUUGUUUCGUCUUGUGCUUCUGUGCUCUACUAGAGUUUGCUGUGCUCAACUUCCUGACCUACAAUGAGACGAAACAACCGGCUUCUCCAAAGCUCUACCAUCUUCCAACCAGUAGCUGUGCUAAUACACGUACUCGUGCCCGUGCCCGCACCCGUGCUCGUGCCCGUGCCCGUGCCCUCCAGCAGCAGGAAGUGUUUGUGUGUGAGAUUGUCACCUAUGAGGGGAAUGCUGAAGAGGAGCAUCAGUAUUGCCCAGUCCAGCAGUCUUCAAGCUUCAGAAGACCUCAGUGUCCCCGGAGGCGAUGUGGCAGAAGCUAUGUGUGCUUUAAGGUUCUCAGAAAGUAUUUCUGCAUGGCUCCUGGUUGUGGGGGCAGCACCUGGCAGCGGGGCCGCCUCUGCAUCCAUGUUUACCGCCUAGAUAACUACUCGCGGGUGCUUUUCCCCAUCACAUUCUUCUUCUUCAAUGUGCUCUACUGGCUGAUUUGCCUUAACCUGUAGGCUCCAGCUGGUAGCUCAUGGGGCAGCCUCCCAGUUCCCCAGGAGGUGCCAAGCCCCUUUGCCAAGGGAGUUAGGAGACAAGAGCAACAGCAGCAGGAGUGCCUAGAGAGGGUUUUUUCUUCCCUGGUUCCCAGUAUAAGCCUGUGGAGAGCUUGUCUCUGCUGGCCCUCUUUCCAUUAGCCCUUUCACUCAAUUUUCUCAACAGCCCUUCUCAAGUGACAGACCACCUCUCUAUUCCUCAAAGAGCAUUCAUGAUGCUCAGUGUGCCCACAUUUGAGCAGAUAAGAUAUCUCUCAAUGGUGUUUACAGCUACUGUCUUUCCCCAGAAGCCCAUGGUUCCCCAUGUGGUGCUAAGGGGCCUAGCUCAGGCUCAGCCCCAGAAUGCACAGAGCGACAGUUUAGCAGAAGGAGGGUCCUCAUCCAUAAGUCUUCAAGUCAGACCAUUAGAUUCUUGUUUUUUUUUUUCCUGACUCUCCUUCGUCUACACACACACACACACACACACACACACACACACACACACAAUCUUUCUAGGAGGUGAGGAGCUGGCAAGUGGGUCUGUUUGGGAAAGUAACCCCUCUCUGCUGCUGUGCCAUCUCCUUCUUCCCACCUGCCUCCAUCUGCAGUACCAAUUCAGUUCCUUUCAUCCAAUGGGUAUCUAUUCGUGUGUUCAAUGUUAGUAAUUUUCCCUGCUUUGUAUGCCUCCUUUUUCCUCCUCUUUGACCCUUGUGAUUUGUUCUGUAACUUCCCCAGUGACUUGCCCAGCCCUGAUCCAGGUGCUAGGCUUUGGUGACUCCCUGGGGCCAAGAAACUGAGAACACUCUGUUUGGCAGCAGCCAUUACCUGCCACUGAUUGGUGCUCACCUCAGGCACAGUCUAAAAGUUUGACUGCUUUCUUGGCCUCUGGACCUAUAAGCCAGUCCACUGCCAUCCCUGGGGCACUUACACAAUCACAAUCAAUUGAAUUCUCUUAAAUUUAUACAGAAUUUUCCCUUUGGCAAAGCACCUUUGACAAAUCAUUUCUAUUUGGAGUCUUCUUAUAGCCCCAUGACAUCUUUGGGCAUAGUUUGUUCUCCAUUAUGCAGAUGGCAACCUUAAGGUACAGAUUUCUAUAGGACUGUGGAUCUUGCUGGAAGCCAAUCUGGAGUCCUCUAGUUACAUGCUAAAGCAAUGACAGGGCUAGGUAGCUCUGAUCACCAUGACCCAGUUCUGUUUCCCUUGCUGUCACCCUAGUGGCAGGGCAUAGAGUAGUGACACCCCCCACACACACACACACACACAAGCAUGGGCCUGCUCCCUAACUAGGCCUGAGGUACUCAGACUGCUCCACAGGUUGAACUUUUGCCUCUAGUAACCCAGUGAGAUGAAUUUGUACAUGCCCCAAUGCUUGUAUAUGCUGAACAGA
This is a messenger RNA of Peromyscus maniculatus bairdii (prairie deer mouse), 3664 nucleotides long. It is a transcript of the gene Gabre, whose product is annotated as gamma-aminobutyric acid type A receptor subunit epsilon. The record is from RefSeq and is a predicted model, not a curated record. Gene Ontology annotation, biological process: monoatomic ion transmembrane transport. Gene Ontology annotation, cellular component: membrane. Gene Ontology annotation, molecular function: extracellular ligand-gated monoatomic ion channel activity; GABA-A receptor activity. Lineage: Eukaryota; Metazoa; Chordata; Mammalia; Rodentia; Cricetidae.